Anguilla anguilla (European eel) is the source of this 3635-nucleotide messenger RNA. Its product is annotated as U2 snRNP-associated SURP motif-containing protein-like. Gene Ontology annotation, biological process: RNA processing. The transcript has 26 exons. The record is from RefSeq and is a predicted model, not a curated record. The coding region runs from base 80 to 3073 and encodes 997 amino acids. Gene Ontology annotation, cellular component: nucleus. NCBI's taxonomy places the organism in Eukaryota, Metazoa, Chordata, Actinopteri, Anguilliformes, Anguillidae. Gene Ontology annotation, molecular function: RNA binding.
AUAUCCGUUCUACUUGCCGGCUGCUUUGUGGGGAAUCCAGAAAUCGGCAAUCGAUUACAUCACUGAACCCAGAGGCAAGAUGGCGGACAAAACACCUGGUGGGGCACAGAAAGCCAGCGCAAAGGCACUUCUGGAGAGCAAACUGAAGUCCUUCACCAUUGGCAAAAUGGCUGUAGCAAAGAGAACCCUCAGCAAAAAGGAACAGGAUGAAAUAAAAAAGAAGGAGGACGAACGAGCUGCUGCAGAGAUCUAUGAAGAAUUCUUGGCCGCCUUUGAGGGAGGGGAGGGCAAAGUCAAAGCUUUUGUCAGAGGAGGUUUUGCCAAUGCAGCAAAGGAGGAGUCUGCUUCUGAUGAGAAGAAAGGGAAGCUGUACAAACCCAAGUCUCGCUUUGAAGCCAAAAGCUUUUUGCCUUUGGAAACCCCCCCACAGUUUUUACCAAUAGAUAAGCGGCAUACAGUUAAAAAGACUGGUGAAAAGGAGAAAAAGAAGAGUAACUUGGAGCUCUUUAAAGAAGAACUGAAACAGAUACAAGAAGAGCGAGAUGAAAGACACAAGACUAAAGGUCGUGUCAGCAGAUUUGAGCCCCUCUCUGGCAUGGAUGGAAGACGCUCCUCGGAUGGUUCUUCACGAAGAAACCGUCCGUCCAGUGUUCUGGAUGAAUCCGCGCCGGGCUCUCACGAUGUUGGAGACCCCUCGACCACUAACUUGUAUCUCGGCAACAUAAAUCCCCAGAUGAACGAAGAGAUGCUUUGUCAGGAGUUUGGCCGCUAUGGCCCCUUGGCCAGCGUGAAGAUCAUGUGGCCCAGGACGGAUGAGGAGCGGGCCAGGGAGAGAAACUGCGGCUUUGUCGCUUUCAUGACCAGGAGAGAUGCGGAGCGAGCGCUGAAGCAUUUAAAUGGAAAGACGAUCAUGAAUUUUGAGAUGAAGCUCGGGUGGGGUAAAGGCGUUCCAAUCCCUCCCCACCCCAUAUACAUUCCACCCUCUAUGAUGGAGCACACCCUCCCACCGCCACCAUCCGGGCUCCCCUUCAACUCUCAGCCCCGGGAGAGAUUGAAGAACCCCAACGCGACCCUGCUUCCCCCUCCCAAAAACAAGGAGGAGUUCGACAAGACUCUGUCGCAAGCCAUAGUCAAAGUGGUUAUCCCAACAGAAAGGAAUUUGCUCUCUCUGAUACAUCGAAUGAUCGAGUUUGUGGUGCGUGAGGGCCCCAUGUUUGAAGCCAUGAUCAUGAACCGAGAGAUCAGCAACCCCAUGUACAGGUUUCUGUUUGAGAAUCAGAGCCCGGCUCACGUGUACUACCGAUGGAAACUGUACUCCAUCCUGCAGGGCGAGGCUCCCACGAAGUGGCGCACGGAAGAGUUCCGCAUGUUCAAGAACGGGUCCUUGUGGCGGCCGCCCCCCCUCAACCCGUACCUGCACGGCACGUACGACGACGAAGAGGACGAGGAAGAGGAGGAGGCUGGCAAAAAAGGCUGCUUAAAAGAAGAUGAGCGAGACAAGCUGGAGGAGAUGCUGCGGGGCCUCACUCCCAGGAAGGGCGACAUUGCGGAGGCCAUGAUCUUCUGCCUGAGCCACGCCGAGGCUGCUGAGGAGAUUGUGGAGUGCAUCGCUGAGUCUCUGUCCAUACUCAAGACCCCUCUGCCCAAAAAGAUUGCACGGUUAUAUCUGGUAUCAGAUGUGCUGUACAACUCCUCUGCUAAAGUGACCAAUGCCUCUUAUUACCGGAAAUAUUUUGAAACCAAGCUUUGCCAGAUAUUUUCAGACCUGCACGCCACAUACAGGACAAUACAAGGACACCUUCAGUCUGAAAAUUACAAGCAAAGAGUGAUGUCGUGCUUCCGAGCAUGGGAGGACUGGACGGUGUACCCUGACCCCUUCCUGAUUAAGCUACAGAACAUCUUCCUGGGCCUGGUCAACCUGAAUGUAGAAAAGGAGGCCCCUGCAGCCAUUGUAGAGCAGGCCGUUCCCGAAGUAGACCUCGAUGGGGCCCCCAUUGCCGAAGAGCUGGACGGGGCCCCUUUGGAAGAUGUGGACGGGUUGCCCAUCGACGGGUUGCCCAUCGACGCUGCGCCCAUCGACGGAGCGCCCAUCGAUGGCGCCCCACUCAUUGAUGGAGCCCCACUCGACGACCUGGACGGGGUUCCCAUAAAGGCUGUGGAGGACGAUUUGGACGGGGUGCCAUUGGAUCAUUCUGGGCAGAAAGAGCCAACAUUUAAAGUAGCACCUUCCAAAUGGGAAGCAGUGGACGAGGCUGAGCUGGAAGCACAAGCUGUCACUACAUCGAAGUGGGAGAUCUUUGAACAGCCAGAGCUGGUGGAACAAAAGAAGGAGGAAGAGGAGAGCGAAGACGAAAACGACACCAAGAGUUCUCAGUCCGAAGAGCAGCAGUCAUACUCCAACCCCGUGAAGGAAGACGCAUCGGAUUCCAAAACGGCAAAGCAUUCUGGAAUGAACGAGGAGAAGCGCACAAAACUACGGGAAAUAGAGGUGAAAGUUAUGAAGUUUCAAGAUGAACUGGAGUCGGGGAAACGACCCAAAAAGGCUGGACAGAGCAUUCAGGAGCAAAUCCAACACUACCGAGACAAACUCUUACAGAAAGAAAAAGAAAAGGAGAAAAUGGAAAGGGAAAAAGACAAAGAGAAAAAAGACAAAGAAAAAACAGAGGUGCGUUCAAAAGAAAAGGAAAAGGAAGAUUCCACACCGACCAGAAAAGACAGGUGUGUGUCUCCCGCUGUGGUUGCCAGGAAGCGGCGGCACAGUGGCUCUCCCAGCCCCGCCCGGAGUAGCGGGCGACGGGGGCGGUCCCCUUCCCCGCGCUCCGAGCGCUCCGAACGUUCCGAACGUUCCGACCGCUCCUACACGAAAGACAGCUCCCGAGGCCGGUCUUCCCACAAGGACUCUCCCCGGAUCAGCGGAAAGAAGUCCUCUAAAAGGUCACCCUCGCCACCAAGGACACCGAAGCGAUCCCGGAGGUCGCGGUCAAGGACACCCAAGAAAUCGAGCAAGAAAUCUAGGUCAAAGUCCAGGUCUCCACACCGGUCUCACAAGAAGUCAAAGAAGAGCAAGCACUGACAAGUCCUCCUUCAAAAGUAGCGUACGAAAUCAGUCCGCUCUAUAACAGUGGGCGUAGUGGGUAAUUUCAUACCCUGAUGUUCCUGCAGUGCCACUGGUUACAAUUCAAAUUGCACUGACUUAUUUCAUACUGUCACAGAAAUCUCGUGCGCAUGCAGUUAUCCGGAGUCUCCGUUUCUUACCUGCCAGAAUGUUCGUUAAAAAAAAAAAAGAAAAUUGAACCAGAAGACACCUGAGCCUCUCACCAGAUCGUGUGUACCUCCUACCGUACUGUGUCCCCAUGAGUAGAGCCAACACUGUUUUAUAUUGUAAAAUAAUGAGCUUACCUUGCUUCCACAUGGAGAAUCUUCUUCAUGGCGGACCACACCUGUAUGGGUAUGAUGACUAGUCGUUGUUUCUUUCCCUCCUUUUUUUGUAGUUCAUAUUGAGAUUGAUUCAAAAUGAAACAUUGCCAGAUGUUUGUUUUAAUUGUAAAGUAAACUAUUUUUCAUUAAAGUCACAGUGUGAUGUGCUAGCUUUUAAAAGCGCAUCCGUAUAAAUAAAAACAUGUCUUUAUUUGUCA